Molecule: messenger RNA, 2130 nt
Organism: Periconia digitata
Lineage: Eukaryota; Fungi; Ascomycota; Dothideomycetes; Pleosporales; Periconiaceae
Source: the annotation of a GenBank genome assembly
CACUUUCACUAUCUACAGCCCCCCUUCCCAUUAUUCAAUCCGAAGUCAUACACAAUGACUUCUGAUGUGGAUUCAGAGUUCGAGUCCGAAAUCAAAGAUCUAAAGCAUACGCUCCGAACCGCAGACUUGGAGCUCAGCCUCGAACGCAGCAAACACUCAGUCGAGAUCGUCGCUAAGGAUGAGGAAGUUCGGAAGUUGCGGGUAGCCCAGUGCCUAUUGCAGGAUCAGAGUAGCGAACUCCGGGAACAACUCGAGGAAGAGCAAGAGCGCUCCGAUGCUCUGGAAACCGCGCUGGAUGGGGCACUCAUGCAAUUAGACGAGCAAGCCGCGGUGGCGGAGAUGGCCCAAAACCAGAUCCGCACGCAAUCGCGUGAAGUCGCCAACCUCAAGGCCGAGCUUAAAGCUAUGGAGAAUGUUACUUCUGACUCGAAUAAGAUUCUCUCCGAGAAGCUCUCACUCAACCGCGAACUCUCCUCCCUCCGCCCUGAGGUUGAACACUUACGCGCCCAAGUCGAAUCCAACCAAGGUCUACUGUCCGAGAAAUUAUCUCUACAACGUCAGUUGAAUACUGCGCAGGUCGAGCUGGAGAACGAAAAGCGCAUGGCUGCGCGCGCUAUUGCUAAGCAAGAGAAGAAGAUGGAGCAAGAUGAGGAAUUGCGCACUGAAAUGGAGGAGCUUCGCAAGGAGUUAGCAAAGGAAAGGAAGGAUCGCUUGAAAGUCGAGGCUACACUUGCAAAGACCGAGAAAGCUGUCGAGAAGACACAGGCAGAUCUCGAAGCCCAACAACAAGCCACUGAGCGCGUUCAGGCCAAGCUGGAGAAGGCCGCAAAGAAAGAGGCCGCUGCUGCGAGCAAACACUCAGAGGAGCAGGAUGCUGCAUUGGAGAAACUUGGCGAUGAAUUGGCGAACGAAAAGGCUGCUCGUAUAGCCGCAGAAAAGGCCAACAAGAAAUCAGGAAACAGCGAUGCCGAACUAGACAGACUGCGAACAGAGCUCGAAACGGAGAGACAACGACGCCAACAACUUUCCAAGACCAUGAAGAAAAGCAGUCAAGAAGACGGAUCCGUAUCUGACGACCUUAAAAAAGAGUUGGAAGAAGAGAAACGUGAGCGCAAGCAGCAAGAGAAGGAGUUUUCUAAGACGCUGGCGGAAUUGCAGGGUCGCAACACGGUGCUGGACGACAAGCUUAACGCCUUCCGAGAGAAAUUACGUUCGACAAAGGAGAAACUCAAGGAGAAGGAAGCUGAGCUCGAGAAGAUGGAGCGAGCUCAAACGGUGCCUCCUAUAAGAACUACCCGCGAAACCUCGGUCAAGCCCGCAAAGAACGCUCGCAAACGCGUUGCCGCCUCUGUCGAGCCCGAGACUAAUCUAGGCACCCCAGGAAAUGGCUUCCCAGCUAAAAAGACAAAGCAUAUCGCGUCCUCCUCAGUCGGCGACACCUCAACCUUUUCACUCACACCGUUCCUCAACCGCACCUCAAGCGUUGCACCUGGCGAGACCAUCAUUGAAGAGGAAGAUGAGAACAUGGAAGCUGGCGCUCAAGAGGCCACACCAACUGCUCCACCCAAGAAGGCACCAAAGAAAGCAGUGGAACCCAAAAAGGCACUGGCACCCUCCGCAUCUAACAAGGCAAACGCAAAGCCUCGCAAAAAGGCAACUGCAACAGCUCUGGAGAUGGUUACAGAGGAAGUCUCGGAUAUCUCGUCAUCCAAAGACAACUCGGAGAAUGCGCCUGUUACUGUACCUCUCAAAUCCGCCGAUGAUGGUGAUGCUCCAAAGGACAAGUCGCUCAAGCCCAAAGUCAAGCCUCGCAAGUCCCUCAUGUCUUUCGCAACAUUCACGGAAGAGCCCGCCGCCGAGAAGAAAAAGAAGCGCAAACUAGGCGCUUCCUCUACCAAUGGGGGAGGACUAGGUAAGACGCUGUUCGACGCUGAAGAAGAGGAUGCCGCCCCCGCCAAGGCUACAUCUAGCAAGGGCAUCUUCGCUGCUAGAGCUAUAGGCAAGAGCAUGUUGGGUAAAGGCAGGGCUCAACAGGGACCAAUCAGCGGUGGAUAUAAUAUGAUGAGCGAGGAAGGCUUCUCGUUCAGUCCGCUCAAGAAGGAUCGGAGGAGUGUCAGCAUCCUCAAAUAA